GCGAGGCCAGAGAUCGAACCCACGUUCUCAUGGAUACUAGUUAGGUUCUUAACCCGCUGAGCCACAACAGGAAUUCCCGAAACUUCUGCUUUGUCUCUAUUGCUUGUUCCUCUGUCCCUUUGGUCUGGGAACUGGCGCUGCCAGCCUCUCCCCAUCAACCCCAGGGCUGGGCAUUCACAGCUCACUACCUACCCUCUAGGCUUCAGUCACAUGGCAGAGACCAGGUAUUUAGCUGGACCUGAGAAACACUGCCCUCACCUCUGGUCCAUGAUGCCGCAGCUGCAGCUUCUGGUCCUCCUCUUCCUUCUCUCUUUUUUCUUCCUUCUCACUGGGGGCUCAUUUUUCCAGGGAGAUAUGAAAAGUUUGAUAAGGAACCUAGAGCACACUGUCUGCUACCAUCCUAAGAUGCUGUUGGAGAAGCUGGGAGGGUACAGAGGUUCGUGUGGGUGCGCCGUGUUCCCAGCCUGGCGGGAGGGGGCGCUAGUGAGGGCACCCUGGGGGAGGGGAAGGCAACAGGCCGCAGUGGAACCAGCCAGGCCGGGCCGGGCCGGCUCCCCGCAGAACACUGGGGAGAUUUGCAUGCGAAGCAGGACGUGCAAGAGAGGCCGCUGCAGGUCGGUGGAGAGCUGCGAGUCCCACUGCACCCUAAAGGAGUCGGAGGGCAGAGCGUGCCACACGCAUCCUCCCUUGCAGCUGAAGGUGGUCAGGUGA
This is a messenger RNA of Sus scrofa (pig), 711 nucleotides long. Lineage: Eukaryota; Metazoa; Chordata; Mammalia; Artiodactyla; Suidae. The record is from RefSeq and is a predicted model, not a curated record.